Messenger RNA from Taeniopygia guttata (zebra finch), 3944 nucleotides. RefSeq lists its product as uncharacterized. The record is from RefSeq and is a predicted model, not a curated record. Gene Ontology annotation, biological process: negative regulation of apoptotic process; positive regulation of canonical NF-kappaB signal transduction; positive regulation of angiogenesis. NCBI's taxonomy places the organism in Eukaryota, Metazoa, Chordata, Aves, Passeriformes, Estrildidae.
CUCUGUCUAGACUGGGGAAUUCUGCAGAAAAGCAUCACUUGUGAGCAUCCCUGCAUAUCCCAAUCCUCGGCGAACAUCUGCUCUCAAACCACCGCUACUGCUUGGAACCACAACGCCUUCACCUUUCAUCGCGUACCACUCUCGUCCUUCCAUGGGGGAGACCCAAUCCGCGCAUUAACCCCUUCCUCCCCUCGCACCAGCGAUCGGCCGCGCCCGGGGUCCCACUCCCGCCCCCCCGCUCGGCGCACCCGCCCUUCGCCACGAGGCUCCCGUAAGCACCGACGUGUCCGCGCCCCCCGGGCCCCCCCGCAUCCCCGCCCCGGCCGGCCGGUCCCCCGCCCGCGCCGCUCCGCACCGCCCCGGAGCCGCUCGGAGCGGCGGCGGCGAGCGCGGCUCCGGCGCCAACUUCGGGAGCGGAGCGAGCGGAGCGUCCCCGGCGGGGCCGGCGCGGCCAUGCUGGGCCCGGCGGCGCGGCUGGCGCUGGGCGCGGGGGAGCUGCCGGCCCGGCUGCUGGCGCUGCUCUGGCCGGCGCUGGUGCUGGCGGCCGCCGCGGCCGCGCUGCUCGUCCUGCGGGGGCUGCGGGACCGCGGGGCCGUGCCCGCACCCCCCCGGCCCCGCGCCGCCGGGGAGGCGCAGGAGGAGGAGGAGGAAGAGGAGGAGGAGGAGGAGGAGGAGGGGGAUGGCCCCGCGGGGGCCGGCGGCCGGGCGGCCGGGGCGCUGCCGGCGCGGCAGCCGGAGGAACAAAGGCGCACGGCGCAGGUUCCAGUGAAUGGCCAUCUUAUCACAUCAGUCAACAUCAGAGAGAAAAAGCUCCUCAAGCCUAAGAAGAAGAGGAAAACCCAGUGCUCAGACAAGGAUGUGCCAAAAGAUCUGCUUUCUGUGGAAAAAGACAAACUGCAAGAGGAAGAAGGAGUUUGGCAGACCAAGAUCAGCAGCCGUGAAAAGAGACACUUAAGGAAGGAAAGGCUGAAACAAAAAGACCCCGGCAGAGCAUCUCUGGGUAGCUCAGCAGCUGAGCCAGCCUUUGACUGGGACAAGAAGGGAGCGGUGUGGCCACUCGCAGAGGACAUUGGUGGUGGUGGAAAAGGUGCUCUCUUUGCCAAGGCAGAGUGUGGGACUGUGCUGAAGGGCUCAGGAGCCCUACGGGAAGAAUUGGCACCCUCCAGGUCAGAAGACGAUGUUUUCUCCAAUGUAGGAACAUGGGAUAUUGCAGAUGUAAAAUCCUGUCCUGUGACCCUUGGGACAUUGUCAGAUCUCUCCAGGGAUUUAGAUAAUGUGAAGAGUAAAUCAUCUGAGGACAGUCCUUCCAGAUGCUGUUGGCAUGGCAGCUCAACUUUCCUCCCAGCAGAUGAUGCGUGGCAGGGGCAGGGUGACCCUUCUGUGAUUGACCUGGACUCUGACUGGAAAGCUCCCACAGAGGAGUGGGGAAACUGGACUGGAGAUGAGGAGCCUCAGACAAGGGAUGAGAAGAAGGAUUUGCCAAAAGGCAAAGCAGGCAUUCGUUUCUGUCUUUCUGGACCCGAAAGCAAAACACAACGGAAGAAGAAGAAAAUGGAAGUGAAGGAAGCAAAGGGUGGAGCUGGACUGAGGCAUCCCCAGCAAGGUUUGCAAACAAGAAUGGAAGAAGACCCCAGGGACUUGACAUCUACAAAAGAUAGCAGUGAUGCAGUCAGUGCUUCCUUUGAAAAAUCCUUGGACAUUGUUAAUAAUUCACCCAAUAAUGGUGUACCUGGAAAAAAGGAGAGGAGGAAGAGGAAGAAAAUGAAGAAAGAGACUUGAGGGAGCUGUGUAGCUGCCAGAGUGCCAACCUGAUGGGGCAGACAUGCCAAGGAGCUGCAAGGAUUCUGCUUUCUGCGAUGCCGCUGAGCCCCAGGCAAAGGGAGGCUCCGGAGACCUCCCAGCGAGAGGAAGAGAAGAGGAGCAGCGAGCCAGAGAGCGUGAGUGUGUGAGAGCAGAGAGAGGGAGCAGGCUGUGCACAGGAGGUGCUUUUGAAACAGAGUGGCUGUUCAUUGCAAGCUGCUGCCCUUGAUCAAAAGAUGUUGAAUGGGGUUUGACUGGUUGCAUUAAGUCCUUUCAGUUUUUUGCUGUCACGUUGUUUGUCAACUUGUAGUGUUCUAUGCCAUUGUAGAAAUAGUCAGGCUGUACCUGACUGUGGUUGUACUUUGGUCCCAUGGAGGAUCCACCAGCUAGUCUGGUCUCCUCUGGCAUUUUUGCAGAGGCGCUCAUCGACAGGCUAGUAAUGUACAGAAGGAAGCACUCUUCAGAAAAAAAGGGAGAAUAACAUGGAUUAUUCUCCAACCUCCUAACUCUUUUAAAUCCUUGGUGGCUGCUAUUGUCAGACCUUUGCCUCUUACCUUGCCAUAUUUUUACUUUUUACCCCACAUCAGACUAGUUUGUUCCUCAGGGAACAUCUAGACUAGUUUGCUCCUCAAGGCACAUUCUAAAGGAGGUUUUUAACUUGUUUGGAAAGAUGGUCUAAACCCAUUUUUCCCCUUGGAUUUCAUGGUGGGCUAAAGUUUAAAGUCUGUAUGUCCAAAGCAUGUUGCAUUUGUACUUAUAGUAGAUUGAGGUAACUUUUAAAAAUAAUUUUUCUUAAUCUAAUGUUUUGAAGUUUUUUUAUCAUUUUGUCACUUGAAUAUUCUAAUAUAAACUAAAUUUGUGAAUGAAAUUUUUAAGUCAGUUUAGUAUUUAUUGAAGGGCGUGUAGUUUUCCUUGUCAGAGGGCUCAUAGUAUGGGGGAGAAUGUGUUACAAUAGAAUACUGUGGUUUAUAAAUAAUGCUGAACUGACACCACUAAAAGCAGAAGCCCUUUAUCCCCAGAAGAGCUGCAGCUUUGGUGGUAGCUGGGGGGUCUUCCACAGCUGGUAGAUGGUCCUGAGACUGUGCCCGACCCAUCCCAGAAGUGCUGCCUCGAAGGAUGAGAUAGUUUUUCUCAAAUCUCCAUCUGCAUUUGACUCUGUGCCUUUGGAGAUGGUGGGGGACAUGCAUGUUAAAUGUGUGCACAUUUGUAGGCUUUGGGCUGAUGCUGUGAAACUCUUCACUAGGACAGUGAAUAACCAGGGAUGUCUGUGGCAUUACACUGCCACAGCGGCACUCCUGUUCGCAUCAUGAAGCCAGAGGAGAGCUCUGUGCUUCUGCCAUUGCAUCCCUGAUCCCCAGUCCCAGCUUGACUAAGCUUUACUUGCAGCUCAAGACUUUUCCCUGAUGGCCUUCAUCUGUUGCAUAGCUGUCACAUCAGCUGUACCCUUCAGAGAAGCAGUUAACUGCAGCAAUGUAUUUGUGUUUAGAGUUUAGCUACUAUAUGUUGAAGGGCAGUUCUCUUGUGCUGUGAUUUUUGGGGUAGUUAGCUGUACUGUGUGCCCUGAAAUUUAGCACAGUAGGGCUGUUUCAGACAGGCUGGAGAGGGGUAAUCUUAACUGGUGCCACUUAGCAGCCCACUGUCUAGGAUCUGUACAUCUUGGUGUUUGUGUCUCAGUGUAGGUGAAAUAUUAGCAGUUCGUGAAUGGACUGAACAGACCAAAGGGCUUUUAUCAGGAAAAUAACUGGUUUGGAAUAGAUGCAUAACAAGAAAAUACAUGGCCUUGCUGGAGGAACAGGUACAGCAAGUUCAAGGGUUUAGAAGAUGUGGUAAUGAGUAUGUGGGUAAUGAACAAAGUUCUGCUAUCUCUGAAGCCAAUGGAAAACAUUCAUUGACCUCAUUGGGGCCAGGAUGUUGCCCAUGGCCUUUGCUUAGCAUUGAAGAUAACCUCUGUCAUCCAAAAAAGAAAGAAAAAAAAGAGAUAAAGAAAAGCUCACAAGAUUGGUGGACUACAGAUUUCUUCUGCUUUUUUCUCUAUAUCUGCUUGUAAACGAUUUGAUGUCUUUAUAAUUAUGCUUUAUUUCAACAUUUUUCAGUAUUUCAAAUGUCACUGUUCUUAUAAUAAAAAAUCCAAACUUUUGUCUGAA